Messenger RNA from Nematostella vectensis (starlet sea anemone), 7537 nucleotides. Its product is annotated as intersectin-1. Gene Ontology annotation, biological process: positive regulation of Rho protein signal transduction; intracellular signal transduction. Bases 412 to 5793 code for a protein of 1793 amino acids. The record is from RefSeq and is a predicted model, not a curated record. The transcript has 36 exons. Lineage: Eukaryota; Metazoa; Cnidaria; Anthozoa; Actiniaria; Edwardsiidae. Gene Ontology annotation, molecular function: protein binding; calcium ion binding; guanyl-nucleotide exchange factor activity.
GGGGGUCCCUGUGGUGGGAGUCCCGAGGGUUAUUUCCCAUACUGCCCCACUCGAUGCGGAGGCUACCGCGCAAGCGUGGUGGUGCCAGUACAGGAAAGCUCCGUAAGCCGGAUGAAGUAUCGGCGUUUUGGUCUUCCAUCAAAAUUGCGAACUAAAACGCCUCAAAUACUAAACGAUCUAACCCCAUUACCUCGCUGAAUCCCAAGUAGUAUUAUCUAGCAAUUUGUAGUGUUUAGACCAUUGCGUGCGACGAAAUGCACUAAUAAUGUUUUGAUGCAUAAUCGAAGACGUGAGAAAGAAGACACGGUAGAAAUUCCAUUCAAUGUUGAUGUUAAUACUGUACACCGGCUUCGCCUUGUAGAAUCACACAUCGAUAGACUGGCAAAGGAAUAACAAGUCUAGAAGUUAACCAUGGCUGGUCUCGGCUCUCCCCAAGCACAUGGACCAUGGGUGAUUGCACCGGAAGAGAGGACUAAACACGAAGCGACCUUCCAUUCUUUAAAGCCGUCUUGUGGAUUUUUAUCUGGUGAACAAGCCAAGCAGUUUUUUCUCAAGUCCAACCUACCUGCCAUGGUCCUAGGAAAAAUCUGGAGCUUGUCUGACAUAGACAGGGAUGGCAAAAUGACAAUGCAAGAGUUUACCAUAGCCAUGCACUUGAUACAAAAUAAACUAAAGGGCGUUGAGCCCCCAUCUGUACUACCCAACACUCUAAAGAUGACAUCCCUCCCUAGCACUUUCAAUAGGAAUCAACCAACCGCAAGUCCACAAUACAGCCCGAGUGGUGUUCCUAGCGGAAUAUCUAAUGGGUUUAGCUCCAUGACUCUACCAAAGGCCUGUUUGAGCACAAUGUCUGGUACAAUGACUCUACCAAAAUGUUCUGGAAUUUCCUGGUCUGGCGUGAGUCAGCCUGCAGUGUCAGGAUUUGGAGUAUCUGGACUGAACCAGCCAGUUUCAAGUUCUGGGUUUGGAAUGGGACUCCACCAGCCACCCAAACCACCAGUGUUUGGAAUGGGGUUUAAUCAGCCUGGUAAUACACCCACGUCAGGAUUUGGUGGCCAGGCAAUGAGUGGUAUAGGACUAGGAACAUUAAAUGUCAGCUUGGGUGGUUAUGGUACGACAACAACCAAUAUGGGAAUGCCUAAUGGUCCAGGCAUUAUGGCGAGUAGUGUUCAAGGUCAGUCAGCAACUUCAGGGACGGGGCUCAUGGGUGUUGCCCCUCUUGCUGGACAGACAGGGAGUACUAUGACCUCUAUUUCAUCAGUAGCAAGACUAAAGUAUACCCAGAUGUUCAAAGCGCAGGAUUUCAAACAGACUGGAUUCUUGUCUGGAGAGCAAGUGAGAAGCAUGUUAAUACAGUCUGGACUACCCCAACCAUCUUUGGCACUAAUAUGGAAAUUAUCUGAUGUUGACAAAGAUGGCCAGUUAAAUCAAGACGAGUUUAUUCUUGCCAUGCAUUUUGUUGACAUGGCAAAACUUGGCCACACCCUCCCACUAGUCGUCCCCCCUGAACUCCUGACACCCGCCAUGCAGACAGCCAGCCGCCAGCAUAGCGAUAGCAUGAGUAGUAAUGACGGUCGAGAGCGAUCUGGAAGCAACCUUAGUAUUGAUGGCCGUUCAAGGUCUGGUAGCACCACAGAUGACAAGAGAACUAUUUUUACAUUUGAAGAUAAAAGAAAACAGAACUUUGAGAAAGGGAGACUAGAGCUUGAAAAACGAAGACAGGACCUGCAAGACAAAUUGAAACGCGAAAAAGAGGAACGUGAGGCUAAGGAGAGGGCAGAGGAAGAAAGGCGUCAGAGGGCAAAGAUGGAGGCAGAGCAGAGGAGGCAGGCAGAGUUAGAGAAGCAACGGCAACAGCAAAUGGAGAUGGAGAGGGAGCAAGAGGUGCUACGGAAACAGAUGAUCCAACAGAGACUCCAAGCACAGAUAGAAGCUGAGCGACAGCGGCAGAAGGAAUGGCAGAAGAGGAAGGUUGAAGAGUUGCUGAACCAGAAAGGGCUUGAACAGGAUAUUGUUAACAAUCUCAAACAGAGGCUAAAAAAAUUGGAAGAGGAGCUGGCCACUGUGGUUGGCAAAAAGGCUUCUGUGCAGAUGAGUUAUGACCAAGAGCAGAGGGCCUGUCAAGAUGCCAAAACCGCCUUGAACAAGGUCACCACAAAUAGGGACAUGAGAGUAUCAGAUAUCAGCAGGGUGCAGUGUGAUAUUAAGGAAUACCAGCAACGUAUUACAGCCCUUUCUAAUGAGCGUGAGCGGGUGGCGCUAGAGAUGAAUAAGAGAGACACAAGCACACUAGCAGAAGCCCAUGGUAAUGCUAUGGCAAGCCUCAUUGAUACGAAAGGCACCAUCCGGAGGCUACAGGCCACUCAGACUACCAUGGAAAAGACUUUAGAGGAGAGGCUGAAAGAAGUGGAUAACCUUAACAAUCAACUCAAGGAAAUAAAGACAAGUGUCCAAAACACGACAGCAGAAAACAGCCGUCUCCAGCAUAUGGCAGAGGCCAAACAGCGGGAGCAUGUGCUGUGGAGGCAGCGUAAGGAAGAGGAGGAGAGGGCGCGAAGGGAAAUGGAGGCAAGGCGCCGUAAGGGGGAAGAGGAGGCACGCAGACAGAAGGAGCGAGAGCUUGAGGCAAUGAGGCAAGAGCAGGAGCGGCAGAAGAAGGACCAAGAACUCCGCCGCCGCAUGCAGGAAGCAAGGGAAGCUGAGGCACGCCAGAAAGAACAGCAACUCCUUAACAAAGACAAGAUCGUGGUACAACAACAGCAGAACCUUGUUAACAAACAGCCUAACCUACCGGCCUGGCGGACAGAACCCGAGGGGGGAGGGGGUGAGGCCAAUAUGGGCAAGGUCUUGAAGAUUGAGGAGAAGUUUAAUCUGGAAAAAGUUGAGAAAGCACCCCAGCUGCAAGAACCCAUGCCAAGACCUCGACCACGAGCUGUCAAGAAGCCGCUUCAGUACUAUCGUGUACUGUACGCAUUUGAGCCACGUAACCCGGAUGAGAUAGAAGUUAACGAGGAUGACAUUGUUACUGUUGACCAUGAUAACUGCACCGCGCCCCUGGGCUGGCUGAGGGGCAAGUGUCAUGGCAAAACAGGGCUUUUCCCAGCAAAUUAUGCAGAGAAAAUCAGUGAAGAGGAGGCCAAGCAAGCACAGUCCCCCGGCACUACCCCACUGGAGCCAGAAAAGCCCCAUCUAGAAGUAUCAGUCAAGUCAUUGGCGGCUUCCAUUAGUCAGCAGCUUGUAGGCGGUCAACAGGCUACCAGCCGUUCAGAGACAGCAGUGACUGCGAAACCACCAAUCACUGAGGGACCCAAGUCUGGAGGUGGUUCCCUCGCACCCCAGGGCUUGACCGCAAUUGCCCUUUACCCUUACCGGGGCAAGAAGGACGACAUGCUGUCCUUCAACAAGAACGAUAUAAUCGCUAUCAAGGAGCAGCAGGACACGUGGUGGUCAGGCGAGCUGAACGGCAAGAUAGGGUGGUUCCCUAAGACAUACGUCAAGUUGACAAGCACUGCUGUCAAAACGACUGGGUCUUCGAGCAGUAAUAUAUCGACCACACCCACUCCUACUCCGCCCUCCGAGCCACAGUUAGCCCAAACGGAGGAUCUACCCAUUCUUUUUGAAUGUGUCGCGCUGUACACUUAUAAUGGCGAGGAAGGUGACCUUAGCUUUAAGGAGGGCGACGUCAUCGGUAUCACUAAGGACGAGGGGGAAUGGUGGGAGGGGAGACUACGGGAGAACUACGGACUCUUCCCUGCAAACUACGUCAAGAAGAAAGAGGCAGAGGUACCUGUUGCUGCUCCAAGAUCGAAACCUGAAAUCGCGACAGUGGUUUCUCCGUACACUGCGAUUGCCGCUGACCAGCUAAGCCUCGCCCCAGGUCAACUCAUACGUGUUACUCGGAAAGACCCCAGUGGAUGGUGGGAAGGCGAGCUACAGGCUCGCGGCAAGAAACGCCAGAGCGGGAUCUUUCCAGCCAAUCACGUGAAGAUCCUCGCCAAGGGACCAGGAGGCAGCCAAUCAGGAUCCAGCACAUCCACGCAGCAGCCACCUGAGGGGGGGAAUAUUUACGAGGUUCCCAGCUCACUUGUUAGCGCAACACAAGGUCGACUGGAGCAAGUCCUGGCGAUGUUUCCUUACACGGCCCAGAAAGGAGACGAGCUAACAUUCUACAAGGGCAGCGUCAUCAAUGUCAUGAGUAAAGAUGGAGAGUGGUGGAAAGGAGAGCUGAAUGGACAGGUCGGCAUGUUUCCGUCCAACUACGUACAGUCACUUGGCGACCUUCCAGCGAGCACCAAACAAUGGACUGGUUCAUUCGACGCUGCCAUCCUCGCUUCCAUGUCUGACACUGAGCGCAUGCGCCAGAAUGCUAUCUACGAAUUGAUUAAUUCAGAACAAGCGUACAUGGACCAGUUAAGCCUUACUCUUGAGGUGUUUUACAACCCUCUAGCGGAGUCUGGGCUUUUGACGGCAAACGAAAUGAACACUAUCUUUGUCAACUGGAAAGAAAUUAUCCAUUGUAACAUGAAACUGUUAAAGGCGUUCCUUGUCCGUAAGAAGAUGCAGAAUAAUGGGAUGAUCGUGAUGAUCGCAGACCUUAUGUGCGAACAGCUCCCCCACUUGACUCCAUACGUCCGGUUCUGCAGUCGCCAGCUGAAGGCGUGUCAACUGAUUCAACAAAAAAUCGAGACUUCAUCGGAAUUCAAACAAUUAGAAAAGAAAUGUUGUUCAGAUCGUCGCGCAAGUGGUCUUCCACUUAGUAGUUACCUACUCAAGCCUCUUCAGAGAAUCUGUAAAUACCCUCUACUUAUUAAAGAGAUUCUGAAGCAUACCCCAGAUAUCCACCCAGACCGAAUGAACCUCGAAAUCGCCCUCGAAAAGGCCGAAGAGCUUUGUAACCAGGUCAACGAAGGCGUUCGGUCCCAGGAGAACUCUGACAGGCUGGAAUGGCUACAGAACCACGUCAAACGAGAGGGACUGGGCGAGCAACUGAUAUUCAACUCGGCCACUAAUUGCCUCGGGCCACGAAAGCUCUUGCACUCGGGAACAUUGUUUAAGGUUAAGAGCGGCAAGGAGCUGAAAGCGUUUCUCUUCAAUGACUUUUUACUGCUGACCAGGCCUCAAAGUACGAUCACGGGCACCCUUUCCAAGAAAAUAGGAUUUGAAAGUAACGAUGCGUCCAUCCAGUACACUAUAUAUAGAAAGCCUAUUUUUCUUAACGAAGUUGUCGUCAAAAGGCCUGCGGAUAUGAACAGUGAAGAACCCGUGUUUUCGGUGUCCCACAUCGAUCGCGUUUACACGUUCAAAGCCGAGUCCAAGGGUGACAGGAAUCGAUGGAUUGAGAAACUCGAGAAAGCCGCUGAGCACUAUAUUGAGACUGAGCGAUUUAUGAGACAAAAGAUGCAUAGAACUCGAUCUAUUCGUACGUCGGGCAUCGGCAAACUUGUGGUUACGAUAGUGGAGGGUGUGGAUCUCAAGUCAUCGGACCCGAGUGGUAUGAGCGAUCCGUACUGUGAAGUAAGCAUGGGGAGCCAGGAGCACAAGACGCGCGUCUGCCCUCAGACUCUCAACCCGAAAUGGAACUCGACCAUGACCUUCACAGUCAAGGACAUGGAGCAAGAUGUGCUUUGUAUCACAGUGUUCGACAGGGACUUCUUCUCACCAAACGAUUUCUUGGGUCGUACGGAAGUCAGUCUUGCAAGUCUGUUAAAGAAAGGCAAGGGACCGUGGCACGAGAGGCUACUUCUACACGAGGUCACUACGGGCGAAGUGCUGGUUAAACUGGAGCUACAUUGACUCACAGGGGACAAGUGACUUGUGGGAGAGGUCAUAGUAACAUAGGAGCUACAAUGGCAAGUUACGUGCAGGGGGGGAUUUUAGUCAAAUUGGAGCUACAAUGACAAGUUACGCGCAGGGUAGGUCUUAGUCAAGUUAGAGCUGCCGUGACAAGUGACUUACAGGGGAGGUCUUAGUCACAUUGGAGCUACAAUGGCAAGUUACGUGCAGGGGAGAUCUUAGUCAAAUUGGAGCUGUCGUGACAAGUGACUUGUUGGAGAGGUCUUAGUCAUAUUGCAGCUACUGUGAUAGUGCCUCCCCGAGAAGGUCUUAGCCUCAAAGGAGAGGUCUAAGUCAUAUUGGAGCUACCAUGACAAGUGACUCACAGGGGAGGUCUUAGUCAUUUUACAGCUUCUGUGACAAGGUGGCUUACAGCUCGCCUUAGUCAUCUUUGAGUACUGGUAACACAGGGAUGUCUUGUUUUGUCCAUACUAUCUUGAGGAAGGCCUCAGAAGAACCAUUAUUAAGAACCUACAAAUGGAUAGCUUAACACUAUUCACACACUCACAGCCCUAGUGAUAGAUAGACCAGGCGGGAACCACAGAGACCUAACAGUAGACAAUAUGGACCUUAUACAAUGAUAGCCUCUACAACAUUGAACUGGGAAUUUGGUGAGGAAAAAGUAGACCAGGAAUUUCUUGCUUUAGAGCUCCAUGCCAUCUUUCCAGUGCAAACAGUAAAACCAUGAAGAACUGAAAUAUCUGUGGCAUGUUUUUUGACUUCUGACGAAUCAGACACAAGAAUUCAAACACUGUAAAUUAUUAGAGACAUUUAGCAUUGCGUUUUCAGUUUUUUAUCGCGAAUUGCCGUUACCGGUUUGCUGUUUGACGUACUGGCGAAAUCAUAGUGUAGCACAUUUGGCGGGAAAAAGUGCAAAACAUGUGCUCGACUUCAACCAAGCCAAAAAGAUUAGUAAUAGUAAAGAAUCAAAUUAUAAAGAACGCUAAUUCAUGGUUUCUAACAUGAGCUCAUAAAAAAAAAAUGAGGGGAAAACUGCCGAGGUAAAUCACUUGCCGCUAGACGGUGCUCCUGAGAUCAAAGCGCGAAACGCAGACUGCAAACUUGACGCAAGGCCUUGUCACGUGCCACCCAGAGGUUUGACGUUUCCGAGAAAAAAAAACGCAGUGCUAAAUGUCUCUAUUGAGACAUCUUUUAAUGUGUGAAGAAACAUUCUACACAUAUUUGCAGUGUUCACGGUUUUACUGAUUGUGCUAGGUGACAACCUAUCCUUUGUUUUUAACUCUCAACUGUGAAGGACCUACCCUGGUACCAAAGCUUCCAGACUUCUCUUGCCCAGUGACGCUCAGACAAAAUGCCGAGACAAGGGCGGGUAGGAGAGAGAAGUCUGGAGGCCUUGGUACCCAAGGUAUGAAGGUCCCACCAUCAAAGCAGUAUUAAGAAAAGCCCUACUAUGGCAUAACUUUUUUCCAUCUAAAUAAAACUAUAGCAACACAAUAUUACAGACAUUUUUAGUCUUGUAUGUUUGAACUCUGAGUCAAACUAUUUGUGAUUUGUAUCAAUGCAUCAUUUUUUGCAAACAUGUUUAUUCCUGACCAAAAGUAGAAAACAAUAAAUGAACAAGUUAAACGGUUUAUAUUAGAAAAGGUAUUUGUUAAUUACAUACAAAAUGAAUGUACACACAGAGAUAACCAUAAAUGAACAAAUUGAAGAAAUUUGUUAAAUAAAACACAAUUGUACAUACAAA